This is a messenger RNA of Schistosoma haematobium, 3991 nucleotides long. Its product is annotated as Protein T2. Gene Ontology annotation, cellular component: nucleus; cell cortex. The record is from RefSeq and is a predicted model, not a curated record. NCBI's taxonomy places the organism in Eukaryota, Metazoa, Platyhelminthes, Trematoda, Strigeidida, Schistosomatidae. Gene Ontology annotation, molecular function: GTPase activator activity; guanyl-nucleotide exchange factor activity. Gene Ontology annotation, biological process: activation of GTPase activity; nervous system development; regulation of cytokinesis, actomyosin contractile ring assembly. Bases 1594 to 3342 code for a protein of 582 amino acids. The transcript has 11 exons.
UACUCGGUUAUUCAAGCCAAAGUUGAAUACCCACUACCUUUCGUCAUCUGUGAAGAUGUACCAGCUGAUUGUGAGGUUUUAAGAAUCCCAUAGAAAUUCAAAGUUUGCAAGCUAAGUGUUCCCAUGCAACUAUACUUGUCAUUUAUGACAUGAUGCAUGUCACCAGUACUUAGUAUUUUAGGAAAGAGUUAACUGGGAGUUGUCUUUGCGUUACGUCCAACUACUCUGUCGGUGCUGACCUUUUUAGAAGGGCGAUCUUUUUGAUCAAAUAAUCCUGAGCAUGGAUAAAGGACUUGCGACUAUUGUCCAUGCCUAGACCCAAUCAUUUGUAAGCAACGUAAAGCGCAGUGCUGUACACAUACAGAAUAUAAUAGAGUUGACUGUUACAUCAUAAGGUUAAACUUAUUUUAUGUUGAUCAUGAGUCUUUUUUAUCCCACUUUUGUUGAGCUAUGGUAAAUCUGUUUGAUCCAAUUGGUUGGCCUUCUAGGAUGUUAGGAUGAUGCGUCGAUAAAUUGUUGUCAUCAUUACUGAUUUCAUACAAUGCCGACAAUUUUUGUAUGUUGGUGGACGACCAGUCAUCCAAAACCCUUUUGACUUAGUGGAUGGUCGAAUUCAUGGCUGAAGUCGGACAAGAAUUACAUCUUACAGGUAAUUGCUCAGUCAAACCAUCUACACCAACAAGUGGGAAACGAAAAUCUUCUAGUCGGUUGAGUUUGUUUCAUUCAACUGCUAGGAAAUCACGAGCAUCUGCUGGUGAUUUAAAUUUACCCACCCCUAAUGGUGCUUUGACCUCGCUAACUGAUGGAUCUUCUUCAGACUUACACGACACACCGAUGCGUGCUAAACUCGAAAAAAGGCAGCAUCGUAUUUUCGAAUUUUUUGUGACAGAACGAAACUAUGUUGAGAUUCUACGUUAUUUGUGCUUGAGCGCUUAUCCACAAGUUAUCGACGAAAAUCAACCAGGUGGACCUGUUUUGCCGCGACAGGAAGCUGAUUUCGUGUUUGGCAAGCUUGGUGCUAUUUAUGAACUACAUGAUCGUUUACAACCUCAGUUUAAUGAGCUGGAAAAUAAUUGGUCGUUAUCUGAAAGUUGUCUUGGGAAUGUACUUCAGCUUAGUUUGUUGACUGAAAUGGAUAGAGCAUAUGGGAAUUAUAUGCAAUUUUACAGUCCACCACAUUUACACCACCUUGGUGAACAAUUUCCGCGUUUUCAUGCUUUCAUGCGUCAAGUUGAAAAAAGGAAAGAAUCUGGUCGUCAAAGUUUGACAGCUUUACUAGUUCGUCCAGUCCAACGACUUCCUUCGAUCUCACUUUUAAUGGAUGGCAUUGCCAAAUUCACACCUCAAUCACAUCCAGAUUACAACGCAGUUAAAGAGUUUGCUAAAGGAAUUAACGAGCUAUUGGCUAAAAUAAAUGAUCGGUUAAGGAAAAAUGAAGAACGCCUGUCUUUAUUAUCUUUAUAUCAUGAAAUUAGUGGUGCCCCGGUAAGUUCUUUUCUCUAGAACAUUCCACACAGUAUUAUUUACCGUAUAUAUGCCACGUAAUUUGCUUCUGUAUUUCUUUCGAAUCGAUAAUGUUGAUUUCAGCCUGAGAUGUUAUCUUCCUCUCGAAGUCUAGUGGCAAAACUUAACGUCUUUGAAUUAGGAGUAAGCGCUUCUGGAAAUACAACUUGCGAACCUGUGACACUUUUCUUACUAUCCGAUAGUUUGGAAGUAGCUCGUCCUCGUAAACGAUUUACUGGUGAACCUCUUGCACACGCUAUUCGAGCCGCGCUAGCUGCAGUACAAGGUGAAGGGUCUGAACACAACUUCGACGGUAAUCAUGAUCAAACUUCAAUUAACAAUGGCGAUUUUUCAUCAAAUCCAUCAACAAAUACUGCUUUAAGUGGAGUUUCUGUUUCUCGGACUGGUUCAGGUGCAUCUGGGACAAGUGUGGUGAACCUCGGUCUUAUGGAAGGCAAACAAAGGUGUUGUUAUAAGCAUUUACAGUUACUGAAAUUACAGGAAAUAAAACAAGUGGUCAAUUUUGAUACUGCCUCUCCAGACCGAGCUGCUUUCGGUUUAGUGGUACGUUCCAGUUCCGAGGUUGAUGAUCGUGUUCAUGCUUAUUGCUUGGCUGCCAGUUUUGCAGCCUCAGCGGCAGUUGUCAGCGGGAAGUGUCCAGAACCUGUUGAAUCAGCAGUUGCAGCGGCCACAGCAUCCGGACAGAUUUCCAAUGCAGUCAGUAUAGAUACCUCACCAUCAAAUAUAACUACUAAUUCAAACAAUUCACAUGUAGCAAUGUUACAGGCGUGUGUUGGUGAAGCCAAACGUGUUUUUCUUCACAGAUUAUGCCAUCAUAUUUGUCUUGUUUCAUGUAUAGCAAAGAAUCCAGAAGAAAUACUAGUAGAUGUCGAACCAGAAGAAUUACUCGGUUUUGACUUAGAACAAGUUUUUAACGCAACUGCUUUGGCUUUAUCUUCUAAAAGAAUCACGCGACAAUUAACCCGCAAUAUAUCUAUAAAAACCCCUCGCCGUCUACCAGCUUCUGCCAAACGCCAAUUCGGGGCACAGCCUCCACAACCCCCUAGCACUCCAACUUCCCAUAGAUUACAGGUUCCGAUUGAGAUGGAUGAAAGUCAAACAACAGACAUGUAUCUUAUCCCAAGUCCAAGACGUUCAAUGCUUGGUUCAUUUCUGGGCUCAUCUUGUACAUCAUUAAGCAACUUCCUAAACACAGCCUUGCGUACUAAUAACAAUCUAAAUAAUAUUAAUCAUGGAAAUUCCGCGCUCAAUCGUGCUAUGCUACCUCCUAGUCGUUUAGCUAUGACGCCUAAACCGAUUCGACGUCUUCUACCUCGUUCAUCCAGACAAAAUUCAUUCGAUGAUCUUGAUUUAAAUGAUGAUGAUGAUGUUCCUUUCUCUCAACUUGGAAGUUCUCUUCUUAGUUUAACAAGUCUAGACAGUCUCUCUACACUGGAUAAUCCUGUUAAUCGAGUUGAUGUUGUUUCUAACCGCAAUACUCCUAAUCUUAAGUGCCGUGCCGGUAGUGCUGUUUGGGAGUCUGCAAGUCAUCUUGGUUUCAGUACAUCAGAUGAUGUUCGUCAUUCAUUCAGAUCACCAUCCGGAUCGUUUCUUGGCGGUUUUGAUGAAGGUUGCUCUAGAAAGCAUGGUAAAAAGCAGAAAAAACCGAAACUUCGUGCUGUAAGUCAAAUGUUUCAGAGAUCUUCAAUUAUGGUUAAAGCAAAAGAGUCAAGGAAAAUAGGCUCUGAAAAAAUUGACGCUGAGUUAAAUUCUCAAAAUUCCCUUCCUAGUUCCCGCCGUGACAGCUUAUUUCGUGGUCUGUUUUUCAGAAAAAAUUAAUUUCUUAUGCUUCCAUGUACACAUUAAUAUUCUCAUCUUGUUUGACCGAACACAUUUGUUCGCUUGUAUAAAAUUUCAUUCAAGAUAAAUUUUUAUAACAGUAAUACUACUAAUUAUUUGCAUUUUACCAUAUAGUGAUAUAUGUAAUUAAUUACAAUGGUUUAUUCUUCGUAAUCGCCUUCUAUAAAUUCUUAGUUAUAUUUUUAUCUAAAUUCGCAUAAUAGCUUUUAAUGUUUUACUAAAUGUAUCUCACGCUAGGAGGCAUUCAGAGAUUAACUGCUACUUGCUGUUUUUAUUCAAGCGCGAGUGUCAUUCACCAAAUGACAUGGAUUGAUGUUGUUACAAAUAGAAUGAAUUUCGAACUACGUAAUGAGUGAUCAUGUCUACUAGUUGGGAAGCUUUACGGUGGAUAUAAACGUCAAUAUACGGUACGUGUAUCAAAAUUAAAUCACAAUCUGAAAGAUAGAGGUGGCUCGACUUUCAAACACUAUGCCCUAGGUUCGAACCCACCCUCAUAUACUUUAUAUUAGACAGUUUGCUUGUAUCACUACCACCUAGUCAGUUGGUCAUACGAAAUGUAGAACCUGACACUUAUGUAAUUUGAUAUAAGUCUUCACACCGUAUUAACACAGUAUGAUAACAUCAAGGC